AUGGAUGAACAAGUACCAGAAAUUAAUAUACCAAUUUUAAAACCGAYAAAAGCUAUGAAUACGUCUAACAAAGGUAUGAUCCAGGUAGUUGUAGACAAUGUUCAGAAGCAAUUGAAUGAGUUUGCUGAUUGGAUAAUUUCAUAUAUUCCGCCAGAUGUUAAGAAACCAGCUAAUAAACGAUUGGAUGAUUUGAAAGACGAGAUUAAUAAUAUUUAUGAAAGUUUGAAAAAGACAAGGUUUGUACAUAAGGAAACGAAUGUCUUAUACAAGAAAGAGUCAGCAAUAAAGGGUUUUUUAUCAUCUUACAGAAUCAAUGGUGAGGAAAAGAUUGAUCCUAAAUCAUUUUUAGAAAAGUAUGAGACCAUAAUUAUUAGAAUGAUUGAACAACAUGAAAAACCAAUAAAGAUGAAAUUAGUUGUAGAGUGUGUAUUUUAUAAGAAGAAKAAUAAAGAGAUUGUAUACACAUAUGGAUAUUUUCAUAGUAAUAUAGUUAUUAUUACACAAGCUACGGAUAUAAAAGAUGUAUACGAAGCAUUAGCAGGUGAUAUAUUAGAAAAGAUAAGCAAUUUCCAAAAUAGUGGAUCGGGUUGGAUAUUCGAUAGAGUUGUCAAUUUAGAUAUUCAUAUCGAUAAGUAUAAACCUAUAGCAGCAAAAUCUUAUAUUCCAUUACCAGGAAAAUUGAAGAGUAAAGAGGCUAUUGUUAAUCCUAUUAAUAAGGAUAAUGAAUGCUUCAAAUGGGCAGUUACAUUAGCUUUAUUUCCUUCUAAUAAGAACCCARAUAGAAUAACUAAAGCUCUUAGGAAUAAUAGUGAAAAACUUUGUUGGGAUGAUAUUGAUUUUCCUGUUCAGCUGGAUAAGAUUACUAAAUUUGAGGCUAAUAAUCCAGGAUAUCGGGUAAACGUCUAUCAAUAUAUUAAUGAUGAGACUGUACCUAUUAGAAUAAGUGAUGUUGAAAAUUCAGAUAAUUUUGAAAGCUUCACCGAGAGUAUCGAUACAUGUCGGCCAAAUGAUGAAAGGUCAUAUACUCAACAGUAUCAAAAACAUAGACCAUCUGGUUAUUGUUAUAUGGUAAAAUGUUAUGAUGAUACUAUAUAUAAACCAAAAUUGUAUCAAUAUACAGCUAAAUCAGAGGAUGAGGAUAUUAGUCAAAAAUUUGUAGAAUCGAUAGAAAAUACUAUUAAGAAUAUUUAUAAAAGAUUUCAUUACAAUAAAAAGGUUAAGAUGACAGAAGAUGAUACCAAGAAUUUUAAUAAAGCUACGCGAUGUCAUAUUUGUGAUGAGUAUUUGAAUGGUGAUAAGGUAUUAGAUCAUGACCAUCUUACAGGUUUUACAGAAGGGAAAAUAGAUUGUAUUCCAAACAAUGAAGAAAAGUAUAUUAGUUUCAAAAAGGAGAUAGUCGUGGAUACAUUUACAGAUAAAAUGGGGAAGACUGUGAACAUUAAACGAGAAAUUAGAUUUAUUGAUAGUUUAAAAUUUAUGGCUUCGAGCCUUGAUGCAUUAGUUAGCAAUCUUGAAAAUGAUCAAUUUAAAAAUAUGAAGUUAUUUUAUGGUGGAGAAAAGCUUAAUCUAUUACUUAGAAAAGGAAUUUACCCAUAUGACUAUGUCAACUCAUUGGAAAAAUUAAAUGAAACAUCACUACCACCAAGAGAAGAAUUCUAUUCAAAGUUAAAUGACAUGGAUAUUUCAGAUGAUAACUAUACACAUGCACAUAAAGUAUGGAAAACAUUCAAGAUAAAAAAUAUUAGAGAGUAUCAUAAUCUAUAUCUAAAAAGUGAUGUUAUACUAUUAUGUGAUGUCUUUGAAAAUUUUAGAGAUAUAUGUAUGAAGAAUUAUAUGUUAGACCCAUGUUGGUAUUACACAGCUCCUGGGUUAUCUUGGGAUGCUAUGCUGAAAAAGACAAAAAUUAAUCUUGAGUUGCUGUCAGAUAGUGAAAUGCUAUUAAUGAUAGAAUCUGGAAUUAGAGGAGGAAUCUCGAUGAUUAGUAAGCGUUAUGCACAAGCUAAUAACAAAUACAUGAAAUCAUUCAAUAAUAAGGAAAAGUCGAAAUUCAUCAAAUAUCUCGACGCAAAUAAUCUUUAUGGAUGGGCUAUGAGUCARAAAUUACCAACACAUGAUUUCAAAUGGAUGAAUAAGAAUGAAAUUAAAAAUUGGAGAAAACACCCAUGCAUAUUAGAAGUAGAUUUAAGUUAUCCUGUUGAAUUACAUAAUCUUCAUAAUAAGUAUCCAUUAGCACCUGAGAGACUAAUGAUUAACAAAGUGGAGAAACUUAUUCCAAACCUAGCUGAUAAGACAAAAUAUGUAUUACACCAUGAGACGUUGAAAUUGUCAACAAACGAUGAGAAAGAUGAAUGUAAUCAGGAGUCAUAA
This is a messenger RNA of Actinia tenebrosa (Australian red waratah sea anemone), 2367 nucleotides long. RefSeq lists its product as uncharacterized. The record is from RefSeq and is a predicted model, not a curated record. Lineage: Eukaryota; Metazoa; Cnidaria; Anthozoa; Actiniaria; Actiniidae.